Molecule: messenger RNA, 3121 nt
Organism: Pyrus x bretschneideri (Chinese white pear)
Lineage: Eukaryota; Viridiplantae; Streptophyta; Magnoliopsida; Rosales; Rosaceae
Product: disease resistance protein RPV1-like
Exons: 6
Coding region: 224-3121 (965 amino acids)
Biological process (GO): defense response; signal transduction
Molecular function (GO): ADP binding
Source: RefSeq, a predicted model, not a curated record
UAGGAAAUUGCUUGGCAGGUAGGAAGAAAAGCAUGAGGACUAAUGUAACAAGAGAGAGUCCACAUUCACAUUGAAGGUGGUAGGAAACUGCUGCUUCCUUCACAGGAAGAAAAGCAUGCAUAAGGAUAUAUACAACAAGAGAGAGUCCACACUCCAUACCAUACUGCAGAUUCCAAUUCUUUGAGAGGCUCUUUUCUUUAGUUUAUUUGUCUUUAAUUCUCUUAUGGCCAUUCAACUUGCCUCUUCUUCUUCCUUGCCUCCUUCAUGGACAUAUGAUGUAUUUUUGAGUUUUAGAGGUGAGGAUACACGCUUUACUUUUACAAAUCAUUUAUAUGAGACCUUGAACCGUAACGGAAUCGACAUCUUCAUUGAUCGCCAUCUUAAAAGAGGAGAAGAAAUAUCACCGACUUUUCUAAAAGCAAUUGAAGAGUCGAGAAUUUCAAUCAUUGUAAUAUCUGAAAACUAUGCAUCAUCAAGAUGGCGCUUGGAUGAGCUCGUACAUAUCCUUGAAUGUAGAAGGUCAAGGCAGCAAAUAGUUUGGCCAGUUUUCUACAAGGUGGAUCCGUCCCAUGUACGAAAUCAAACGAGUAGGUUCGGUGACGCAUUUACAAGACUCGAGCACAAAUACAAGGACGAGGAGAAGAUCCUCUUAUGGAGGAGUGCUCUAAAAGAAGUAUCAAAUUUGUCAGGACAUACUGUCAAAGAGGAAGAGUUCAUAUGGCUAAGGAAGCAAAAAGAUGCAUUUUGGAGCAUUUUGGAGCAAAAUUAUCAUGUAGAAGAGGUGGAAGAGAUUUUAGAUGUCGGUGAAAAUGGUCGUUGUGUGGUUGGGAUUUGGGGGGCACCUGGAAUUGGCAAGACAACAAUUGCAAAAGCUGUUUAUAAUGCAAUUGCUCAUAAGUUUGAAGGUAGUUGUUUCCUGGCAGAUGUGAGAGAAACAUUGACAUCACAUGAAGGUGUAAUCAAACUACAAAAGACUCUUCUAUCAAAAGUUCUACCUGGUACGAGGGUGAAAAUUGACAAUGUUCAUCACGGAAUCAACCUUAUAGAGAAACUUUUGAGGCAAAAGAAGAUUCUCUUAAUUCUUGAUGAUGUGGAUGAAUUGGAGCAGUUAAACAACUUGGUUGAAGUCAAUUGGUUCGGUGAGGGCAGCAGAGUGAUCAUAACCACAAAAGAUAGAGGAUUGCUAGAAUGUUAUGGGGUCGAGUUGAUCUACGAGGUCCAAAAGUUAGAAGACGACAAGGCUCUUGAGCUUCUAUGUUUGAAUGCCUUUGGAAGAAAAGAACCUUCAGAUGAUUAUUUAAGCCUUGCACAACGUGCAAUAGCCUAUGCUCAAGGACUUCCGUUAGCUCUUACUCUUAUAGGUUCUCAUCUGCGUAAUAAAAGUAUAGAUCGUUGGCAAGCUAUAUUUGAUAGUUAUGAUUCUUACGAAGGAGAACCUUAUAGAGGUAUUCAAAGAAUACUUCGAAAAAGUUAUGAUUCUUGGGAUGAUGUAAUGCAACAAGUUUUCCUAGACCUUGCAUGCUUCUUCAAGGGUGAAGAUAAAGAUUAUAUAUUACAAAUAUUGAGAAGUUUGAAGCUCAAUGUACCUCAAGAUUGUAUUGAAGUACUCGUUGAGAAUGCCAUCAUAACUAUUGAAGGUAAUAGGAUUUUGAUGCAUGACUUGCUAGAAAAAAUGGGUAAGCAUAUAGUUUAUAAAGAAUCUCCCACUGAACCAGGAAAACGUAGCAGGUUAUGGUUUCAUGAAGAUGUGUACAAUGUUCUAACUGAAAAUCGGGGAACAAAGAAAAUUAAGGGCAUUGUGGUGAAGUUGCCCAAACCAGAUGUAAUACCCUUGAAUGCAAAAAGCUUCUUACGGAUGGUAAAUCUUGAAAUUUUUAUAAACCGUAAUGCACAAUUUUCUGGACGCAUUGAUUAUAUGCCCAAUGAUUUGAGGUGGAUUGAAUUGGGUGGACUUGACUUUCAAAAUUUGGGAUCCAAUAUUCUUCAAAAGCAUCUAGUUACGUUCAAUUUGCAAUUCAAUUAUCAUCCAAGACAUCUUGUCAUGUUUGAUAUGCCAUACAGUGGCAUAAAACAAUUAAAGGGAUUUAAGAAUUUGACAAAGCUUACAUCAAUAAAUUUAAAUGGUUGCGAAUUCUUGGAAAAAAUUCUAGACUUUUCUGGAAUCCCAAACAUAAAGCACUUGGAUCUACGUGACUGCACAAGUUUGGUUGAGGUUGAUGAUUUACUUGGAUUCUUUGAUAAACUUGUUUUAUUGGAUCUUAGUGGGUGCUCUAAGCUUACGCAGUUUGCAACAAAACUUGCAUUAAGAUCCCUUGAAUGGCUUUAUCUCAAUGGUUGCACAAGGCUCAAGAGUUUUCCAGAAAUUGAGGACAAGAUGGAAUCUCUAUGGUAUUUGGAUAUACAAGAAAGUGGCAUAAGAGAAUUGCCUUCAUCAAUUACAUAUCUUAGUGGGCUUCAAAGAUUGAAAGCAAAUGGUUGUGAGAACCUUGCAAAUAUAUAUUUACAUGGUUCCACAAAACUGAUCGCAACUGAUUUGGAUAGUUCAGAUGAUGACUGUCACACACUAAUGCUUUCCGUGCUACAACAUCUUAAUUUCCUUGUGCCUUUCGAUUGCUUGCUCACAAUAAGAAGCCUUGAUCUGUCGAGAAACAAUUUUGUCAUUCUUCUCGAAUGCAUUAGCAAAUUUGUCAACUUGGAGGAACUUAGACUGAGUGGUUGCAAGAGGCUUCGGGAAAUUCUAGAACUGCUUCCACCAAAAUUAGUUUCUUUAUAUCUAGAUGAUUGCACAUCAUUGGAGAAAAAUCUAAAACUACCCCCGAUGCUUAGGGUUCUGGACUUGACUAAUUGCUUUAGACUACAUGGCGUUGAGGGAUAUUGGCGCUCUGAAUUGCAAAUUCUUCUUCGAGGCAAUGAAGUUCGAAGUGUUAGAAAAUUCUUCCAGGCAAAGAAGUUAGCGCCAGAUUAUGAGUAUGAUCAGCUAAAGCAAUGGCCUUCCUUGUCUUUGGAGCUAGCGGAUGAUUAUACAAAGCCGAGGCAUAUUGAUCUCCAUGUUCCUAUUGAGAUUGAGGAUGAGCAGGAGCAACCAUCCACUUCAAAAUCUCAGAUGAUUGACAAUCUCUGA